Messenger RNA from Helianthus annuus (common sunflower), 1281 nucleotides. RefSeq names its product cytochrome f. Gene Ontology annotation, biological process: photosynthesis. Gene Ontology annotation, molecular function: heme binding; iron ion binding; electron transfer activity. The record is from RefSeq and is a predicted model, not a curated record. The transcript is spliced from 3 exons. Bases 1 to 1176 code for a protein of 391 amino acids. NCBI's taxonomy places the organism in Eukaryota, Viridiplantae, Streptophyta, Magnoliopsida, Asterales, Asteraceae. Gene Ontology annotation, cellular component: thylakoid membrane; chloroplast.
AUGAGGGAGGAAUAUUGCCCUCGUGAUGAAAUACAGAAGUUAGAAAAUGAGUACUAUGAUCUGAAAAUGGUGGGGUCUGAGAUUGAAGCAUAUGUGAAGCGGUUGUAUGAGUUGGCUGACUUGUGUCCGAAUCUGUCUCGACCUAUGCCUCGAAGAAUUGAGUUGUUCAUCAAGGGGUUACCUCCACGGGUGAAGGGUUUGGUUACGGCAGCAAACCUCAAUAAUUUAACUCAGAUUGUUCGCUUGGCUCACAAGAUCGUUGAUCAGGAGGUGGAAAGCAACUCACUGCCACCACGUAUUUCCAGCACUGCUACAGCCGCUACUACUUCCACUGCACCUGCUACUGAUGGCAAGCUUUCAAUGUAUUUGCUAGAUUGUUCGUUUCUUAGAGAUGUGUAUGUGGUUGAUGUUGAACAAAAUAAAGCCAAUAUGUCGCCAUGGCAUGACAGAUAUGGAGGAUGGCAGGGCUCUGCGUAUGAUACGCAACUGAAACAAGUUCUUGCUAAUGGUAAAAAGGGAGGUUUGAAUGUGGGGGCUGUUCUUAUUUUUCCAGAGGGUUUUGAAUUAGCCCCUCCCGAUCGUAUUUCCCCCGAGAUAAAAGAAAAGAUGGGUAAUUUGUCUUUUCAGAGCUAUCGCCCCAAUCAAAAAAAUAUUCUUGUCAUAGGCCCUGUUCCUGGUCAGAAAUAUAGUGAAAUCACCUUUCCUAUUCUUUCCCCGGACCCCGCUACUAAGAAAGACAUUCACUUCUUAAAAUAUCCUAUAUACGUAGGUGGAAACAAGGGAAGGGGCCAGAUUUAUCCUGACGGGAGCAAAAGUAACAAUACAGUUUAUAAUGCUACAGCAUCAGGUAUAGUAAGCAAAAUCCUACGAAAAGAAAAGGGGGGAUACGAAAUAACCAUAGCGGAUGCGUCGGAUGGACGUCAAGUGGUUGAUAUUAUCCCUCCGGGGCCAGAACUUCUUGUUUCAGAAGGCGAAUCUAUCAAAUUGGAUCAACCGUUGACAAGUAAUCCUAAUGUAGGCGGAUUUGGUCAGGGAGAUGCAGAAAUAGUACUUCAAGAUCCAUUACGUGUACAAGGCCUUUUGUUCUUCUUCGCAGCUGUUAUUUUGGCACAAAUAUUUUUGGUUCUUAAAAAGAAACAGUUCGAGAAAGUUCAAUUGUCCGAAAUGAAUUUCUAAACUCGCGAAUUUAUCGACAUCAAGUUUGUAAAAAGAACCAAAUUCUUUUUAGUAAUUAUGAUAUAAAAAAUGAAAUUAUAAAAGCCUUUUUUGUUUAUACUCGUU